Molecule: messenger RNA, 1476 nt
Organism: Gadus chalcogrammus (walleye pollock)
Lineage: Eukaryota; Metazoa; Chordata; Actinopteri; Gadiformes; Gadidae
Gene: hey2
Product: hes-related family bHLH transcription factor with YRPW motif 2
Exons: 6
Coding region: 667-1476 (269 amino acids)
Biological process (GO): regulation of transcription by RNA polymerase II; circulatory system development; anterior/posterior pattern specification
Cellular component (GO): nucleus
Molecular function (GO): protein dimerization activity; RNA polymerase II cis-regulatory region sequence-specific DNA binding; DNA-binding transcription factor activity, RNA polymerase II-specific
Source: RefSeq, a predicted model, not a curated record
GUGUGUGCGUGUGCCUGUGCGUGUGCGCGUGUGUGUGUGUGUGUGUGUGUGUGUGUGUGUGUGUGUGUGUGUGUGUGUGUGUGUGUGUGUGUGUGUGUGUGUGUGUGUGUGUGUGUGUGUGUGUGUGUGUGUGUGUGUGUGUGUGGCUCCGAAGGUCCGUGGGAAAGAAUCGCAUCGAUGAGAACACGGUCAGUUGUCCAGUCCACUGUGUAGACUACCUGUCCCUGGGUGCUGCUCUAAACACAACGCAGAGAACCGGGCAGCGCUGUCGGAAUAAACAGUUUGCUUGUUUUGGACUUUGAAGACAUUGAAGUCACUGCAUGCUGCAUCGGAAGGAAUUAAAGCGGAGGAUUCCAAAUAUUAUUAUACUUAACUCUCGUGAGGAAUUCGGCGGAUCCACUGUUUUUAGAAGUAAGUUCGUUCAUUUUGGGGAAUAGCUAAUAUUGCCAUCCAUUUCGCCCUUUAAGCCUAUAAUUUCGCCAAUUGCAAAACAUCUAAAACCAAAUCCUCUGAUGAAGACAAAAAACUACUAGGGCGGACUCAAUCAUAAAAUCAACUUUUCCGCCAAAGAGUAAAAGCGUCCCGCCUCGUGCCUGGAGGAGAGAGGAGCCCCCCUGAGGAGAGAGAGGAGCCCCCCUGAGAGGACAGGAGCCCCCGUGCUGAGCCAUGAAGCGGCCAUGCGAGGAAAGCAGCUCCGGGGACAGCGACGCCGACGGGACCAUCGAUGUGGGCAGCGACAGCGGUUAUCCCCGGCACGUGAAUGGGUCUUUUCUCAGAUGUGGAUCCCCGAACAACCCCACACAAACCCUGGCGAGGAAAAAACGAAGAGGGAUUAUCGAGAAGAGGCGCAGGGACCGGAUUAACUACAGCCUUUCGGAGUUGAGGAGGCUUGUUCCCACCGCCUUCGAGAAACAGGGCUCGGCCAAGCUGGAGAAGGCGGAGAUCCUGCAGAUGACGGUGGACCACCUGAAGAUGCUCCAGGCCAGCGGGGGGAAAGGUUAUUUCGACGGCCACGCCCUGGCCCUGGACUUCCUGUCCCUGGGCUUCAGGGAGUGUGUGUCCGAGGCCUCCCGCUUCCUGGGCUCCGUGGAGGGCCUGGAGCCCAGCGAGCCCCUGCGCCUGCGCCUCCUGUCCCACCUCUCCUCCUGCGCCUCCCACCGCGACGCCGCCGCCAUGACCCUCCUGGCCCCUCCUCUGCCACCCCCGACGCCCCCCCCGCCGCACCACCACAACCACCACCACCACCACCAUCACCCGGCCCCGCCCUUCCCCUGGACCGCAGCCGCCGCCGCCAUCGCCACGGCAACCGCCUUCCACUCCUUCCCCCCCCCCACCGCGUUCGGACUGAGCGUGUUCCCCGGCGGUGGGGCGGCGGGAGGAGAGGGAGGAGGUGGAGGGAGGGGCUGUGGCGGUUUCGCCCCCCACAGGAUGGGGGAGGUGUUGCAGCGUAGCCCGUCGGUCUCCACGCUAAGAUGA